AUGGGUAGGUGCAUGUACAUGAAUGGGCACAAGAGCUUGGGGCAGGUGGUAGGUGCUGCGACACAGGCAUUCGGGCUAUCUAUUAGGAAUGAGCUACACGAGGAGACAAGGUUAGACAUGUGGCGAGAAAUGAUGAUGGUAGUGCUCCUUCUCAUCCACAAAGAUGCAAGUAUCGUG
This is a messenger RNA of Ilex paraguariensis (yerba mate), 177 nucleotides long. Lineage: Eukaryota; Viridiplantae; Streptophyta; Magnoliopsida; Aquifoliales; Aquifoliaceae. The record is from the annotation of a GenBank genome assembly.